UGUUGAUUUCUGAUUUUUGUUAUUCUUGCACAUCUAACAGCUUUGUUUCUAAAAUGAUAUUGAUUCUUUCAGUGAUAUCAGUUGUUUGCUGGUUAUGAUGCUGGAAUAAUAUGGAAACUUUAAAAUAAGGAAAUGCCACAUUUUUGUUGAGAUGAAACUUAAAAAAAAGUUAAAAUUAUUGAUAGAAACUGAACAUUGUCACAGAUGUGAACUUGAACACUUAUAAUUAUUUGAUUGGAUAAAAAAUAUGACCUCAUUUGAAGAAAAAAUAAAAACUGUUCUUCUUGCAAUUUGAUAAAAAAAAGUAUAACAACCAAUGGCUUUUCAGACAUUUCAAAGUUAAGACAGAAAAUAAUCUUGCUUUGAAAUGACACAAGAAAAUGGAAAUCGGUUUACAGGGAUGAAAUAUGGAGACAGAGAAAAUGUUGGUGGAAGUGAAAAGAUGUUUUCAGACAAAUUCAAUUCACUAAACUUCUCUCAAUAUGAUACUGAUUCAUGGAAGUCUGAAGAAUCAUCUAGAAGUCACUGGUACCAGUCUCCUGUCUUAGACAAUGGAAACAACACUGGCAUAUCAUCUUCAGAGAAAAACUAUAAAAAUGGUAGUAUUUUAAAUGUACCAAAUGUAAAGUGUAAUGUCACAUUUUCUAGAAAUAUGGUGUCAAAUGGAAUAAGUAAAUUAAAUAGAAAUUUUCAUCAAUCAGAUGAGUUGCAAAAGCAGAUGAGUGAAGGAGUUUUAGACCCAAUCACAUCAGUUACAAGUGAAUAUGAACAAAUUCCAUUAUUUGAACAAGGGUCUAUAAAUCAUGGAAAAACUUAUAAUAAUAGAAAUUCACAAAAUCAUAACCACGGUAAUGAAAUAAAGCAAAAAACUUUUACGUCCAGAAGAAAGAGUACCAUUCCAAAACGAAGACCACAGCAAAUUACUACAAAGUGUGACGAAGAUCUUCUCGAAAGAGAAGUGAAGAAAUAUUUAUUGAAAAUUCCAUCAUGGAAAACUGCACUUCCAAAUACCGAUUCUGAUAAAACAGAGAAGUCAAACGCCAUCACUGAUUCUGAUAAAACAGAGAAGUCAAACUCCAUCACUGAAUCUAUUGAUGCUGAUGUACAGGAUGUAUCAGUAUCUUGUGCUGACAUUUCAGAAAAUAAAAGUUCAGUUGAUACCUACUCAGAUAUUGGAAUUAUUCGGGAACAUGAAAAUUCUGAUUCAGAAAAAACUGAGGAAGACAUUCAAAAACAACCAAUGCAUGGAAAUUUAUUAAAUAUCCCAUCAUAUACAAAUACAGUUAAAGAAUAUAAAACAGAUAAUGAUUUAGAUGCUAAAUCAAGAAACAAAACUAAAACGUACAAACCAAAAGACAGAGUUGUUUGUAAGCUAUGUGGUAAAUCUUUUGGCCGACCAAGUGAAUUACGAAGACAUUCUGUUAUACAUACCGGGGAAAGAAAUCAUAAAUGUGAAGAGUGUGAAAAAGUAUUUACACAGCGAUAUCAUUUGAUUCGACAUGUUAAAAAUGUACAUAAGAAAGAGCUAGAAAAUUUAGUUUGCGGUAUUUGUAAUGAAACAUUUAACAGUGAAUAUCUAUUAAAAAGGCAUGUCACAAGGCAUGGGGUUAUGACCUAUGCAUGUGAAGUUUGUAGAAAAGAGUUUAAAACUAAACGUCAAAUGAAAGAACACAUACUUAGCCUGCAUGCUGGUGUGAAGCCUUUCAAGUGUGACCAGUGUGACAAAAUGUUUACUCGUAAAUAUCACUUGGAAAGACAUUUAAUGAUGCAUGCUGGAACAAAAGAUUACCAAUGUGAAUACUGCGGAAAAGAAUUCAGCACCAAAGGUAAUUUAUUGUCACAUGUGAGACGAGUACAUUUGCAAAUUAAAGAAUAUACAUGUGGAGUAUGUCAAAAAGGAUUCUUUUCACCAAAAGAUUUACAGACCCAUUUCAAAACACACACUGGUGAAAAACCAUAUCAGUGUGACAUCUGCUUAAAAAAAUUUACAGAAAAAUCUAACAUGGAGUGGCAUUUACGAAUUCAUUCUGGUGAACGGCCAUACCAGUGUGAGUAUUGUGAAAAAACUUACACAAGGAUGCCACAUCUACUGAGACACAGAAAGGAGGGCUUGUGUGCAUUACGGGCACUUAGAUUUAAAAAUUCAAAAAUGGAAUCAAAACUUAAUGAUAUGAUAAUGGAUCAAGUCGAAAAAGAAAAUUGCUUGACGAGCAGAGACAAAAAUUCUGAAGUGACAUCUGAUAGUGACAUUGAAAACAUUUAUACAGCAGAGAAAAUCACGGACGAUGAAGAGUCUAAUGCAGAGUUAUCUUCCAUGGUCAGACAUAACAUUUCUAAAUCAAAUGAAACUGAUAGUGAAUCAACUUAUGAUGAAGAUUCUUCUGAUGAAGACAUGGAUGUGAAUGGAGAUUAUAGCAUGGAGGAUAAAUAUUUCUCUGAGAAUGAAGAAACAGAUUUACAAACUUAAAUAUAAAUCCACUUGUUUGUACAUGGAUACUAUGAGAAUUUUUUAAUUCAUUGAUGACAUAAAAAAAAUUGUUUUGCCUAAGAUCUGAUACAGUACUAGUACAUCAAGGAUUUAGUAUAGUUAGACUAUACAAGUUCCAGUCAAUAGAUAAUUUAUAUUUUGUUGGAAAUUUAUUUUUGUAAACAAUAAAAUUAUUAAUUAUUAAUAACCCCACAAAUAAAGUCCUGUUUAAAUUCAUAAGUACAAAAUGUAAUUACAAGUUUUCUAGUGGUUCAGAGGACAUUAUUUUCCUUUAAUAUAUAUUUUGUUGUAUGCAAAAUAUUUACAGAUUUGUUGAAAGUUAUUUAUUAAGAUUCAUGGCUUUGAUGAUAUAUAUAUUAUUGGCAUGGAAGAUAACUCCAUUACAUGCAUAACAAUCACAUGUGUAAUGCGAUAAAUUAAAAUAUCUGUUU
Molecule: messenger RNA, 2919 nt
Organism: Mytilus californianus (California mussel)
Lineage: Eukaryota; Metazoa; Mollusca; Bivalvia; Mytilida; Mytilidae
Product: zinc finger protein 431-like
Exons: 2
Coding region: 368-2467 (699 amino acids)
Source: RefSeq, a predicted model, not a curated record